Molecule: messenger RNA, 1182 nt
Organism: Westerdykella ornata
Lineage: Eukaryota; Fungi; Ascomycota; Dothideomycetes; Pleosporales; Sporormiaceae
Product: DNase I-like protein
Exons: 1
Coding region: 1-1182 (393 amino acids)
Biological process (GO): base-excision repair
Cellular component (GO): nucleus
Molecular function (GO): phosphoric diester hydrolase activity; double-stranded DNA 3'-5' DNA exonuclease activity; DNA-(apurinic or apyrimidinic site) endonuclease activity
Source: RefSeq, a predicted model, not a curated record
AUGACCGGUGAAAUAAGUCCGCCGCCGUCGAAGCGGCGGAGAAUAGUGCCGACUCAGACGACAAAACUGCCCGGCCCGCCGUCUCCACCGCCUCCACCGUCUCCAGGCUGUCUGAGAAUAUACGCCUGGAAUAUCAACGGCAUCGCGCCGUUCUUACCACAGAAAAACCCAAUAACCAAAUAUUUCCAGCCAAAGGCAGGGCCGGCGAGGAGCAACACCGAGAAGCCGCCAAGGGCAGAACCUUCUUUACGAGCCUUUCUUAGCCGACAUCACUGGCCAGGCAUACUCUUUCUCCAAGAAGUGAAAAUAUCAGACUCGGACAUCGAGACGCAAAAUGCCGUCCGCUUGGCCGUGAAUGCGCGACUGCCAUCUGGAAGGGGAGAAGACGAAGGCCCCCGGUACAAGAUCCACUUCACACUUCCCACAGACCGGAAGAAUGCGCGUGGGCUGGCAGGCACAGGGAAGGUUUACGGAGUAUGCAGCAUCGUCCGAUCGGACAUAUAUCGUCUCUUUAAUUUGUCAUGCCGUUUCCGGACUGUAGAUUGGGACAAGGAAGGCCGAGUCUCCAUUGUGGAACUGACGUCACCUCCAGAAAGCUGUAGUUCUACCAAGAUCGCCAUCUUUAACAUAUAUGCUGUAAACGGGACAGAAAGUCCGUACAGAGAUCCGCGUACGGGAGCAGUAAUGGGUACAAGGCAUGACAGGAAGUUGGCGUUCCACCGACUGCUCGUGGAGGAAUGCAUAUCCCUGGAGGAGAACGGAUGGAAUGUGGUUAUGGCUGGAGACUUCAAUAUAGCGCCAGCACGUAUGGACGGAUACCCGAAUCUUCGUACUUUUCCCUGUCAACAUGUCUUCAAUCGCGCCGACUUCAUUUUCAAGUUCUUGGGAAAAGGAGAGCCGAAAACCGGACAAGAAGCGAAGCAAUGGCAUGGCGUGGAUAUCUGGAGAGCUAUGAAUCCUGACGUUCGACGCUUCACGUACUACCCACGUACCCGCCAAUGGGGAAUCAGCUGCGACCGAGUGGACUACUUUCUGAUCAGCAAGAAACUCUGGGAUGGAGGCCGAGUCGGAGGGGCGGGUAUGUUGGACAGCGAGGAGGAACGAGGCCCUAGCGACCAUGUGCCAAUCUGGGCCGACAUCCAGAUUCUGACGCCUACUGAAGAGUUUGCUCCAGGGGAAUGA